This is a messenger RNA of Patiria miniata (bat star), 1275 nucleotides long. RefSeq lists its product as uncharacterized. The record is from RefSeq and is a predicted model, not a curated record. Bases 186 to 650 code for a protein of 154 amino acids. The transcript has 3 exons. NCBI's taxonomy places the organism in Eukaryota, Metazoa, Echinodermata, Asteroidea, Valvatida, Asterinidae.
UAUUGUGAAACACGCAAAGACACACACAUUGAGGCAACUUCGUUCUUUCACCAUUUUUCAAAAGCGGACUCAAUCUCGUCAGACAACUAGCAAAAUCGGAUAGCUAUGGAUUUAGGCCUUGUCGUGACUUCCUGGUUAACCUGACUGUAGUGAAGUUUCUGAGCGCUCGACAUUUUUUACUGAACAUGCGAGACGUAAUGCUAGACAAAUUAGCAGUUUGUAGCUUCGUCAUCUUCAUUUUCAGCUUUCUGGCUCCACGAGUGCUGGGCUUACCUCUACAUUCCAAGACUGAGAACGAUGUCACAGACUUCGACUUGACGGAUGUACAUGGUGCAAACCAUGAACACAAGAGGGCAGCAUUUCUUCUCAAUGGCGGAGCAAACUCGCGUGAGGAUGAUAGUUUUUCACCACAUCGUACAAACGGCACGAACACUAAAAACAGAGAGGGGAUUGGAUUGCUGAGGAUCCGCCGAUCAUCGGAUGAUUACAACUAUGAAGAGAAACACGAGGACUAUUAUGAAGGGGGAGGAGCCGAGGAGGUGGGAGGGGGCAGGAAGCGAAUGAUCGCCUUCACCAUCUUCUUUCUCUGGGUAUGUUGGGUCUUCAUUGCUUGCUCCAUCCUGCGUUUGGUGGCCAAGAACAUGGCGUGAACAGGUCUUGGUUUUCUUUAAUGUCACAUCAGAUUUUGGCGCUUGAAACCUGUUUGUACUUAUUUAUGUAAAAAACAACUCAGUUAAACAUGUUGGUAAAUUUAACUUUUUGAUUAGAGUGUAAGAAUGUAAUACAAAUGUGUCUAUGAUCAAGUGUUCCUUUUUUAGUGAAUAUGCUCCAAAUCUAUCCCAUUUUAAACCUAAGUAUCUUGUAUCAUACGACAGGACCCGUUCUAUUUGAGGAUUUCUAUUCAAAAAUGCGUAAGUUCGAAACUAUGUACAAUCCCUUUUGAAUACCUAUAAAUCAGUGUGGCAACUCAUUGGGGAAAGGUAUACAUGUAGAUAAGUUAGCUAAAGGGAACAAGUGCAUUUUACCUAUGCCUUGUGUGAUGCGAGUAAAAUGAAAUGGAAUCUUUUAUUUAUGAGUUAUACCGAUUGACCUAUAUGAUUUGUAUAAAGACAUCUCAUACAUUUCACUUUGCCUAAGUUUUUUGCUUAAGUGGCACGAGGUCUAACCAACAGAAACGUAGAUUGAACCUUCACUAUCUCAGUGACUAAUUUUUAGUAAAAGUAUGUUGUAUAAAGUCAAAAUUGUAUGUUAAAUGCUUCAAUAUGCAAAAAUGUA